Lolium rigidum is the source of this 3927-nucleotide messenger RNA. Its product is annotated as serine/threonine-protein kinase TIO-like. Gene Ontology annotation, biological process: protein phosphorylation. The record is from RefSeq and is a predicted model, not a curated record. The transcript has 21 exons. Lineage: Eukaryota; Viridiplantae; Streptophyta; Magnoliopsida; Poales; Poaceae. Bases 1 to 3792 code for a protein of 1263 amino acids. Gene Ontology annotation, cellular component: cytoplasm. Gene Ontology annotation, molecular function: ATP binding; protein binding; protein kinase activity.
AUGGGGGUGGAGGACUACCACGUAGUGGAGCUCGUCGGGGAGGGGUCCUUCGGGAAGGUCUACAAGGGCAGGCGCAAGUACUCUAGACAGACGGUCGCCAUGAAGUUUAUUCUGAAGCAUGGGAAGAGCGACAAGGACAUCCACAACCUAAGGCAGGAGAUCGAGAUUCUGAGGAAACUCAAACACGAGAAUAUAAUUGAGAUGAUCGAUGCUUUUGAAACCCCUCAGGAGUUUUGUGUCGUCACAGAGUUCGCACAGGGAGAGCUCUUUGAGGUGCUCGAGGAUGAUAAAUGCCUUCCAGAAGAACAAGUUCAAGCAAUCGCUAAGCAGCUGGUAAAAGCAUUGUAUUACUUGCACUCCAAUCGUAUUAUCCAUCGGGAUAUGAAACCUCAGAACAUCCUUAUUGGAAAAGGAUCUAUUGUCAAGCUUUGUGAUUUUGGGUUUGCUCGUGCCAUGUCGGCCAAUACUGUUGUGCUACGUUCUAUAAAAGGAACACCACUAUAUAUGGCUCCAGAACUUGUGAGGGAACAACCAUAUAACCACACGGCAGAUUUAUGGUCCCUUGGGGUCAUCUUGUAUGAACUAUUUGUUGGUCAGCCCCCCUUUUAUACAAAUUCAGUCUAUGCACUUAUACGACACAUUGUCAAGGAUCCUGUGAAAUAUCCAGAUAAUAUGAGUGCAAACUUUAAGAACUUCUUGAAGGGUUUACUUAACAAGUUGCCUCAAAGUAGACUAACCUGGCCAGCUUUGUUGGAGCACCCGUUCGUCAAAGAUGAAUCAGUUGAAUUAGUAGGUAGUGGUAAUAUACAGGAUGUGUGUACGGCUUUAGAUAAGCUGGAAAAGGCUUCACAAACAGUAAACGGUGCUAGCAGCAUUAUUGAAGAUAGUGAAGCAUUGUUGACUAUCCUCGGUCCCAUAAAAAAAUGGUUGAGCAAUCCUCCUAGUUCCCCGAGGGAAUUGGAUUUUGAUGGUGCAAAUCAGUCACUCAGAAUUAUUAAAAAUCUAAUUGAAGCUGGGUCUUAUCACUCCUGUGCAGCAAUUGAUGACAUCAUCUCUAUGCUUCUUGAGUUCACAGCUCUCAUUAUCAGAAUGAAGCUUUCAGCUGCUUACAGUCUUACAGUGAAGUGCCUAGCUAUAGCACGUAAGCUGCUUGAUACAAGUGAAGGUGCUGUGCUAAGUUCUUAUGGCAGACACUGGUCUGCCAUGUAUGAUCUUUAUUCACAGAUUCUAGCUUCCACAGUUGAUCCAUCUGGAAGAAUAUCCCGUGAGUCGACUGCAUGUCUUGCUCUGAUGUUAUCUCGGGUUAUUUCUGUGUUGAAAAAGAGUAUCUCCUCUGAGGGUCCGAAUCAAGUUGAAGAAAGCCUCAUCAACAUUAUUGAUCAUGCAAGGAAGUCACAAUUACUAGAACUCUUGUGCGAGUGUCUAAUAGCUUCAGGUUCAGACAUAAUAUCAGGUUCUACUAACAUGGUACCAGCAGCAUGUGAGGCAUGCAAGGCUAUUUGGUAUCUAGCUCAUGCUGUUGACAUUGUAUCCCUUGGCACACGCAAUUUUUCAUUUCCAUUAGCUAGUUCAUGGCGACAAGGUCACUCAAAGUUGGAUGGUAAAAUGCAAGAGCAAGAUUUGUUGCCAGAUUCAAACUCUACUAGUCUAAUAGCCAUAUUUGUCAAAUCAUUUCUGGCCUCACGACCAAUGCAGAUUGCUGUUUACCACUGCUUGCAUAAUGGUCUAGAGUCAGCUAUCCAUGCUUCUCUUCAGCUCAUCGCAAGGGCCUGCCUGCUGAAUCCAACUUUCUGUGCUAUUAUGUGUGGUCCAUUGAAUUCAUCAUCAGAUGCCAACGAAGUAGAUUAUGGUGGAGAUGGGACUAUUGUAUCUGAUAUGUUUUCGUUGCUGUCACUGUGUGGCUCAUAUUUAAACGAGUCAAAGCAGAACAGUAAUCAGAAAUGCAAACUGUCCAAUCCUCAUGCUCUAGUAGUGCACUGUUGUCUGGCAUUGGCAACAAUAGCAGCAUGUCUAAAGUUGGAUGGGAAAUCUUCAGCAUCAAUUAUUUUAACAAGUUCAAACAAGAAACAGCGGUCCAGGCUUUCUGUUCUCGCGCACCUCUCUUCAGCCGAUGAUACAGUGAAGAGUUGCCUGCAGCCACACUGUGCAUCUGCAACACUUGCACUAUCAACACUUAUUGCACUUGAAAAUGGAGGGCAAGCCAGAUCUUCUCUAUGUGAAACUGCGCUUGCUUUGUUUCCUCGUAUGGCAACACUGCACACGUUGCUGAAGCUUUGGCUAUCUGAUGGAAGUGAGGAACUUUGUCGAUAUAAUGCUGGUUUACUGAAUCUGUUUGGCCUUCGUGAUGGGAGUAUUGGGCUGUUAGAUUUUAGAUUGAAAUGGGGCGGACCAUUGGCUGUCGAACAAGCCUGCUCCGUUGGUAUUCCUCAGCUCCUCAUUCGCUUGCUAACUGACGGAUUCUCAAGGGAACCUUCUGAUGGGAAAGAAGGUUCAACACACCGCAGUGGAUUAUCACCAUUGGGAGUUGCCUGGACUCUGUCAACUUUAUCUCAAUGCCUUCCUGGUGGUGUUUUCCGUGAAAUUUUGUAUAAAAAGGAACAUGUAAAGCUUUUGACUGACAUGCUCUCUGAUAUGCACCUGAAGGCGUUGUCAGCUUGGACUGGCCUUGGUGGUGGGAAAAGAGGAGUACGGGAACUGAUAAAUGCAGUUGUUGAUGUUUUGGCAUUUCCAUUUGUUGCAGUGCAGAGCUCUCCAAACAUGCCAUCAACAGCGGCAUCCAUCAAUAGUGGCUUUCUCCUCAACAUUGCAUCACCUGGGGGAAGAAUUGGUACUGAGAACAAGGAAAUGCUUAAAACUAUAGAGCAUAACAUGCCUCAGUACAUUCAAGUCCUCCUGGAGGUUGGUGUCCCUGGAUGUAUACUUCGCUGUCUUGAUUAUCUCAAUAUGGAAGACAUAGCAAGGCCCUUGGCCAUUGUGGCCAAAAUGGUGGGCUAUCGUCCACUUGCGUUGAAGCUUCUACGAGAAGGUCUUCUAAAUCCAUGUAGAGUAGCAAAGCUACUCAAAGGUCCUCUUGCUAAGGAGAGUUUGCUCGACUUCCUCAUGAUAGUUUCUGAUCUUGCUCGCAUGUCAAAGGACUUCUAUGAGCCCAUUGACAAGGCAGGCAUGGUUGAAUUUUUAAAGAACUUUUUAUCGAACGAGGAUCCUGAUAUAAGAGCAAAAGCUUGCAGUGCCAUUGGCAACAUGUGCCGUCACAGUCCCUACUUCUAUGUUCCGUUUGCCUCAAAUAAGGUAAUUGAGCUUGUAGUUGAGCGUUGUUCUGACCCUGACAAACGGACGCGGAAGUUUGCAUGUUUUGCUGUAGGCAAUGCUGCUUAUCACAAUGACAUGCUAUAUGAAGAACUUAGACGAUCAAUACCUCAACUCACUAAGCUACUUCUUGCUCCCGAGGAAGAUAAAACCAAAGGCAAUGCUGCAGGGGCACUAAGUAAUCUCGUGAGGAACUCUGACAUACUCUGCGAAGACAUCGUCUCCCAAGGCGCUAUUCAGGCUCUACUGAAGCUGGUCAGCAACUACUCCACGGUUGCCCUGAGCCCCAGCAGAAAAGAUGCUCUAACUGAAUCGCCACUGAGAAUCGUGCUCUUCGCUCUGCGCAAGAUGUGCGACCACACCGUCUGCAGGCUCUUCCUGCGGUCAUCAGACCUGCUCCCGAUCAUCGUGCACCUCAGGCAGUCGCCUGAUCAGACGAUCUCCGAGUACGCUUCUGCCAUCGCCAGUAAAGCCUACCAGGCCUGACGUUUGCAGCGCGAGGUUCCUAUUAUGUUAAACUGUAAUGCAGUACCCGUUCAGCUGUGCUGAACGAUCCUGCGAUCCAUUCCGUUUUGUUCUGGAAACUGUGUAAUUUAGAACAGCAUCACGUGUGAGCGUACC